Mytilinidion resinicola is the source of this 2784-nucleotide messenger RNA. RefSeq lists its product as uncharacterized. Lineage: Eukaryota; Fungi; Ascomycota; Dothideomycetes; Mytilinidiales; Mytilinidiaceae. The record is from RefSeq and is a predicted model, not a curated record. The coding region runs from base 49 to 2646 and encodes 865 amino acids. The transcript is spliced from 2 exons.
UUGAUCGCUCUCUCCAUUUCCUUUCCUUUCGUUCAUCGUUUCUGAAAUAUGGACGGGGACAAAGGAGAAGCACACAUCCUAGACGAGGCUGAGAUUAUUAGCCUCGCGCCCUACACCGACACCGCGGAUGAGCCAGCAGCGCCUCGAGAUGAAUCGGAAGCCCCCAACUUGGACUUCAACAUCAAUUAUGAUAAUUUGGACGAUGAGGACGACGAUGACCCUGUCAUAAACCCAAACCCACGUUCCACAUGGACCGUUCUCCGUAUUGCUCUUGUGGCGUCGUGUGUUGUCGUUCUUUUCGCGGGCUUCUUCCUGCUCUUCCUCCGCAAAGUCCACGUGCGCCACAAUGAGCAUAUCUCAACCAACAGGCCGAAGCCGAAACCAAAAUCCAGUCCCAAGGCUGUCAAUUGGGUGCUCGACUUCCCAAGCCUUUAUCCGCCAAUCGUCUCCGAAAGCACGCAAUGUCAGUCAGCGUGGGCGGCACUCUCUUCGGUCCCCUGUCACGAAAAGAUCUUCAAUCGAGGAUGGGAUGCUGGGAAGCAUCUAUCUUUCUUCGAACCAGACCCAAUGCGAUAUGUGCCCCAACUAUGCGAGCCAAAGUGCAAAUCUGCAUUAGAAAGCGCUUUUGAAUCUGUCACGGCAGCAUGUUCUGAUGGAGCAUCCUUCGACAUCGAAGGGUAUGAGGGCAUGUUUAAUACCACUUUUCUGGAGGCGGGACCUGUCGAAGCCGUAGGAGUACUUCUUCAUCGCAACACGCAUACUUGCCGAAACAGCGAAGUCGGUGAUAGCGAAUACGGCUCCUGUAUGAUCGAGCUCAACGAGCGAUUCUACAUAUUAGAUGGCAUCAACUUUGGCUCUUUGGAGGGCAUUGACGCGUUUCUGAGGAAAACUAAACGGCCUAGUCGAGAACGUGGCGGCUGGAAGUCUGGGACGAUAGGUUCUAGCACUGAUGGCGGAUGGAAGAAGACGUACAGGUUCAAGGCUCCUGAGCGGACUUACGGUCCGGGCAUCGGCUCUACAAGCUGUGGCUGGUGUAUGUUGUCGUGGUUCGAGAAUCACCUGAACGGCUGGGACGAUGGCUCCGUUAUCAGCCCCGACAGCGGCCUGCCUGUGUCCUUGCCAGAGUACAUUCGUAGAAUCAAAGAGGCCGGACAGCGAUGCAAAGCGACCGAGUGGAACCGUAUCUAUGGCCAGGCCAUCAAAAACUAUCAAGACAAGAAUCUUUUGUCAGAAGACUGGGAAGGACUACCAUCUGGCGAUUUAGCAUUCCUCAUCCGCAAUGGACCCCAUCGCGGCGACGAACCUAUCAAGACCAUUCAAUCCACAGCAGCAGCCAUUCGGAACAACCACUCAGCAUUCCCAGAUAUUGAACCAUACAAUCUUCAGCGUACACUGAUAUGUCUCGAUAACCUCGCGGCCAAAAUCCAGUCUCUUCCCUGCUAUCUCCAUCUCAAUAUCACCACGUUAGACCCAAUGAUCAAGGAUCCCAAUGGUCUAUUGAGAUAUUACUGCAGCUCCGAAUGCGCUACUGCGGUCAACCAACAAGAACCUAGUCUAAGAGUCUGCAUGAGAUCCGAUAUCCGCUCGACCCCCAUCGUAAAGCCGUUCUGGGACGCCUGGGGAGACGCUCGCAAAACCCACGCGAACGUAUGCGUAAAAGAAGAACGAACCACGCAGCAGUGCGCCCCGGUGCUCUCAUCGCUCAACCUCACUUCCUGGGCUUACGACGGCCGCCCUUCCGGCAACGCAUUCCACCACGAGAUCUCCCAGCGAAUUGCCGCUCUAGAUGCAACACCUAUACCCCCUGUCGUCAGCGCAGCAGUCCACAAGGGCUUUGGCACCCCAGAGUACGACGCCCUCCGCAAGGAACUUCCUAAAUGGCAAGAAGAACUCAAAAAUAGCGUCUGUGCGCCGUGUAUCUGGCAAUGGGUUGUUGGUGAUGGCUCAGUAAUAACACCGCUUUCGUACCUGCACCAACUGGAAAAGGACUCUGCUUCCAGCGUUGAGGCAUCCUAUCUUGAAUUCGCUCAGUAUAUGUACGCUACCUGUGAUGCGCGCGGCGCGGACUGGCUCGGCGGGAUCCCGUACGGCGGCGACGACGUCGUGUGGCGCGUUAAGGAGCAAGAUGGGAAGGUCUCCCGGUACAUUACUGACCAAGUUCACGUAGGCUACAUGGGCAAAGAGUCAAACUGGCGCAGGGCGGACGAGCAGACCGGACAAGAGGGUAUCGCGCUCCACGGAUGGGGCUCGUUGUGGCAUCUGCGCACCGCUAUCCGCGAGUUCAAAGCGGAACAGGAGGGCGUGGUGCAGCAGUGGCGCAAGACUGAGGUGACUCAUAGAGCUGAGGAAGACGCAAAGGUUUGGGGAAAGACUGCUUUUGGGUAUUAUUGGCUCAAGCCCGAGGAUCGGGAGCGGGAGGCUUAUAGCAUCUUUACGUCUGAGGUUGAAGGUGAAGUCAAAGAGAAGAAUCCUGGAUUGAAGCUUGGUAAGACUUUUUGCACUCUGUCUUCCUGGAAUGAUGAAAUCGUUCAGAAGAUUGGCAAGAUGUGGAAAGCGCUCUCUGCGGAAGACUUGGAGCAUUAUAUGGGUCUUGCUGAAGAAGAUCGGAGAAGGUACGCAGUGGAGAAAGCGGCGUUUGAUGCCUAGCAGGGACAUAAAGAAGACCAAUGAAUAGGGACGGAAAGGCUCAUAUGUAGUUGUAGAUUGUCCAUGUAGUUGUAAGUAACCGUCUGAUAAUGUAGAUCAUACCAUCUUGUUGGGUUAUUAUCCGAUUCCAUUAGCUAC